AUGUCCGGCGAUACGUGUGUAACAUCAGCGGGAGGGGCGACCCAGCUUUUUGCGUCAGCUCUUAACUUCCUGGCGGCAACGCAAUGUAUAUUGCCUGACAGCGCGUGUUCAUAUAACGACGAAGUUGCUAAUUGGGAGACCUUCGACUUCAUAGUUGUAGGAGGAGGGUCAGCUGGCAGUGUUGUAGCAAAUCGACUCAGCGAAGUAUGUGAUUGGAAAGUUUUGCUUCUUGAAGCGGGCCCUGAACCACCCUUAGAAGCCGAUAUACCUCGGUUAUACAGAACGUUGUCUAAAACUAAGUAUGAUUGGCACUAUAUUACAAAAAGUAAUGAAGACAAACAACAAGCGUUGAAAAAUAGUGCAGUGCCAUGGUUACGUGGAAAAAUGCUUGGAGGUACAAGUUCUAUUAAUGCUAUGUUGUAUGUAAGAGGAAGCGAUUAUGACUUUCAGUCAUGGUUUGACGAAGGAAAUCCAAGCUGGUCGCCGGAAAAUGUUAAUUAUUAUUUUAAAAAAGCAGAAAACCUUCAGGACAUCAAACUUAGCACAGACGACAUUAUAUAUGAUACCUAUGGGCAUGAAGGUCCACUGGUUGUUAACAGCUAUAAUACAACUAAUGAAGAGGUCAUUCAAAAUGUUCUAGACUCUUAUGAUUACAUUGGAAUUAAAAAAGUACCUGAUAUUAACGCAGUCAGGUUCCAAGGACAUGGCGUUUGUGGAAAAUCAAGAGUGACGGCGCGAAAUGGAGUUAGAGAGAGCACCUACAGAGCCUAUCUGAAGAAAGCACAGAAUAGAAGCAAUCUAAAAAUUAUCACAAAUGCUUUCGUGACAAAAAUAUUGGUAAAUGAAGAAGCAAAAGCUUAUGGGGUCGAGGUUGAUAUAAAUGGGAAACGAAAAAAUGUUUUGGUUAAACUUGAAGUUAUUCUUAGUGGUGGAGCUAUUAAUACACCACAAAUAUUAAUGUUGUCUGGUAUUGGUCCUAAAGACCACCUUUUGUCUAAAAAUAUACCAUGUAUAGUAGACUUGCCAGGUGUUGGCAAAAAUUUGCAAGAUCAUCUCUCUAUUCCUAUCCCUAUUUAUGUAGAUGAAUCAGAAGCCGAAGAUAUAGCUGACCAAAUGUUCGACGUUGCAAAAUAUUUAUACAACAAAACAGGAUAUUUGGCACAUGUGUUUUUAUCAGAUGCAAUUGCUUUCUUUUCUCGAAGUAAAGAAAUGAAAUAUCCAGAGUUCCAAAGUCAUUUUGCAAUAUACCGGAAAAAUACUACAGUUCGGCAAUUUAUUGACGUAUAUACAGAUGAUGUGCUAAAUUCUUUAAUACGUCAUAUUUCACAUAAGUCAUUAUUUAGUCAUAAUUUCAAUGUAUUGCACCCACACUCGAGAGGAAAAAUUUAUUUAAAUACGUCAAAUCCAUACGAUUAUCCCAUUAUUGAUGCCAAUUAUUUAGGUGACGAAAGAGAUAUUGAAGACUCAGUUGAUGGUAUAAAGAUACUUACCAAAAUAAUAGACUCUCCGUACUACAAAUCUAUUAACGCCUUUAUUCCUAGAAUAGAAAUUCCACAAUGUAACCAAUACGAAUUCCUCAGUGACCUUUACUGGAGAUGUUACGUGAUACAUAUGACAAGUACAAUGUCUCAUCCAGUUGGUACAGCUAAAAUGGGACCGUCAUCAGCAGAUUCAGUAGUAGAUAACUUUUUGAAAGUUCAUGGCGUAAGAGGUUUACGAGUUAUAGAUGCCAGUGUAAUGCCAUUUGAAACUAGCGGUAAUACUAAUGCUCCCACUAUAAUGAUCGGAGAAAUGGGUUCCGACAUGAUUAAGGAUGAGUACUUGGGAAAAAGCUUAUCGGAGGAUGACAUUUAUAAUUGA
Molecule: messenger RNA, 1860 nt
Organism: Pararge aegeria (speckled wood butterfly)
Lineage: Eukaryota; Metazoa; Arthropoda; Insecta; Lepidoptera; Nymphalidae
Product: glucose dehydrogenase [FAD, quinone]-like
Exons: 4
Coding region: 1-1860 (619 amino acids)
Molecular function (GO): ecdysone oxidase activity; flavin adenine dinucleotide binding
Source: RefSeq, a predicted model, not a curated record